Molecule: messenger RNA, 706 nt
Organism: Medioppia subpectinata
Lineage: Eukaryota; Metazoa; Arthropoda; Arachnida; Sarcoptiformes; Oppiidae
Source: the annotation of a GenBank genome assembly
AUAGAUACAAAUGAAGGGUUUGGAAGCGAUUGGUUUCGUAUCGUUUGUUAUACUAAUUCUUGUCAUAUCAAUACUGACGACAAUAACAAAUCUUAUAAUUAUAUAUAAACUGAAAUUAUUCCCAGACAUGGAAUUAAUGACAUUUAUUAACGAAAAUGUCUUAUUUCAUGGAGAGGUUGAUCUCGAUAGAGUGCUUCUUUCCAAGAGUCAAAUCAAUGGAAUUUCAACUAUUUCUGGAGACUUAAUACUAGAAAGCGGUUCCUCUGCUAUCAAUAUCAACGACAAUGGAAUACAAAUUACAUCCGAUAAUGGCUUUGAAGUUCGGGCCAGAGAUAGCAAUAAACUUAUAUUUCCCAUAGAUUUCCGGUCGCUUUCAAUCCCAUCGCUGCCCUCACUAUCACUUCCGGGCGGAGCCAAAAAUGUCAACAAAAUAAGAUCGCCUACAGAUCAAGACCUUAACAUUCAAUCGCACCAUAAGAUUAAGAUUCGCGGCAAUGAAGGCAUCGAUAUAGAGAGCAAACGAAUCGAAAUGAACGCCUCGUCUAUAUUCUUGUCGUCUAUAAACGGUGUGAUUAUUAUGGACUCAAAAGAAGGCAUUCAUAUCAAUAUGAAAACAUUCAAUGGAAUCGUUGACAGCACUAAAGAUAACGCGGAACAGCUCUCGGAAAAGAAAUUGCAGCACAACAAUACGCAAACGCCGUUUUGA